AUGGAGCUGCUGGUGAACAACGCGGCCGUGGCGCUGCUGCAGCCCUUCCUGGAGGUGACCCGCGAGGCCCUGGACCGGUCUCUUGAUGUGAAUCUUCGGUCUGUGCUUCAUGUCUCCCAGAUUGUUGCUCGGCAGAUGAUUGCACAAGGGGUGCCAGGUGCAAUUGUAAAUGUCUCUAGCCAGGCCUCUCAGCGUGCUCUGCGGGAUCAUGCUGUCUACUGUUCUACAAAAAGUGCUUUGGAUAUGCUGAGCAAGGUAAUGGCAAUGGAGCUGGGACCCCACAAGAUUAGGGUGAACACUGUGAAUCCCACAGUGGUUAUGACUGACAUGGGGAGAAUUAACUGGAGUGACCCUCAGAAAUCUGCUGCCAUGAUUAAUCGGAUUCCACUGGGAAAGUUUGCAGAGGUGGAUGAUGUCGUGAACGGCAUUCUCUUCCUGCUCAGUGACAAGAGUGCUAUGACAACUGGCAGCUCAUUGAUGGUUGAUGGGGGAUUUCUCGUCUCCUAAGAUGACACCUGCAUUUCACACCUGGCCUUAAUUUUCAUACUAAUAGUGCAUAGAUGUAAACUGGAUGUAAAACAGUAAGUGGCACAGACCCAAUGAUGCAGGAGAAGAGGGGGCAGCAGGGCUGGAACCUGUAUGAGAAGUGAGGCAAAAAAUUACCCUUAGGAGGCUUCUAUAUAAUAAAGCUCACAUACGCCGUCA
Struthio camelus australis is the source of this 705-nucleotide messenger RNA. The record is from RefSeq and is a predicted model, not a curated record. Lineage: Eukaryota; Metazoa; Chordata; Aves; Struthioniformes; Struthionidae.